UUAAAAAACUCUUUUUAAUACCAGUACCAGGAACAUUAAUCAUGUCAUAAAUUCUCUGUAUCCAGAUUUGUAUGCAUAAUGCAUUGUCAUCUGGAUUUGAGUGACUCUUUUGGCCCAUUCCCAAGCCUCUGGGGAGAGUUUAAGAAAGGAAGAACUGAUAUUCUCAGGUAAAAGAGCAAUUUCUACCAUUCUCUCUCGAUUGAAGUGCGGUAGCUAUGUGAGGGGGCUGCAGGAUGAGUAUGGGUGUUAAGCUCAUCUUACUCAAUGUUUACCACAUGCACAUUGGAUCGCUAGUUGAUUACCCAGAUCUAUCGCUGAUUUUUGCGCGGGGGAUUGGUCAGAAGUCAUUGAUAUCUAUUAUCUAUCUACCAGUGUAUCACCAGUGUGCGGAGACAUUUGCUUUUUCCCAAUGAAGCGCUGAAUCUUCCAAGCCGAUGUUACAUAUAUAAAUUCUUGUAUCUAUAUAUCUCAGCAGGAUUAUUCUACCUGAAGUUUGCGACACAGACAUAAUACGAAAUAUCUCACCAUGCUGAUGUCGAUGUUUUCGCGAUCGCGGCUACGACUGUUUAUUAUUCUGGGCUUAGGCUUUGCUGAUGUAGUACGAGGUCAAUAUGGAGCUGUAGGAAUGGAAAAUGAGGGAAAUGCAUUGAGUCCGAGGUAUUAUAUGGGGUUGGAGGAGGGGAGGUUGUUAGGAAGAGAUAGCGGGGUCUGUGAAAGUGGUUCACAUUCUUGUAACUAUUCCCAAUUUUUAAUAUUUGUUUACAUGUCUUUCUCGUUAGGCCGACGAGUCUCCACAAUUGAUCUACUUCCCAAAGGAACCUUUGCUGAUUUCCAUCUCUACUCAAAGGUCUCGAUAUAAACGGAACAGGAAUAUGUUGUUCAAACUCCCAAUAUUGCAUAGUAUCCCCCUCCAAAGGAGCAGCCUGCUGCGCUAUAGGAAGCAAUUGCGAUUCUCCCUGCUCUUCCGAUUCCUAUCUCUGCAGUAAAACCACCACCGUUUUCUCCACCGCAACCGUAACAUCAACAUGUUGUCCCCGCGCCUGUCCCUCGGUAUCCCUCUACAAAUGCGCUGACUCUCUCGGAGGAGGCUGCUGCAACUACAAUGCUCAAUGCGUCUCUUCAGGAAGUUCCGCUGGUUGCGCAGUCACAUUAUCGAGCUCAUCAACUACAGCACUUGUCUCAAUUGUGCCCCCAGGCUGCACAACUAAUCAAAUUGCAUGCGCAAGUUCAAUGGGUGGAGGAUGUUGCGAUGUAGGAUUUGGAUGUACAGUUCUUAGUGGAACAAAUUAUUGCGCCGCAACCACCGGCACAUUAUCUGCUAUUCGUACAGGUAGUAAUGGAAUAAUGGCCACGGGUACCUCAAACUCCACAUCUACUUCUCACGGUCUAUCCACAGGUGCCAAAGCCGGAAUCGGCAUCGGAGUAUCAAUUCUCGCACUAGCAAGUAUAGGAGCCUGUAUAUAUUUCUUCACCAUCCACCGCCGACGUUCCCUCCAACCAAGAACAACUUCGAACCGCGAUGCCGAUAUACCUCCAGCCAUGUCCCAAUUCUCUGGCUCGCAUUUAUCUCACAUUGCUGCCUCGAAAGCAGGUUCAAAAACAUCAAAACUAUUUCGAUAUACGAGAAAAGAUUCUGAUUAUUUUAGUGCUACAGCACCGAGUGGACCUUUUACUGAGGGAAAUAUAGAUGCGACGACGAGUCCCGGGCACAGGUAUGGACAUGCGAAUCAUAGGGGUGUACCGGCGACACCGCAGAAUCCAAGUGAUAUUGCUGCACCGGUGGAGAUUGGAGGGAGAGAAAGAGAGAUGGAGAAAAGUGAGAGUAUGGUUACGACGCCCGGGGACGGUUGGGAGUAUGUUAAAGAGGGGAAGUUUAGGGAGGGGAUUACAGAGUUGGAAUGAAGCGCCAAGUUAUUCACUAGUUUAUUUUGUUUGUUGAUUUUUGGCGGAAGGGGUCUGGGUAUAUUCAACUGGUGAAUAAGUGAUGCCGAUUUGCACAGGUAAUGAACAUGUAAGGAUGCAUCAAGUCAUAUAACGCAUAAUCCCUUUUUGGUGGGAUAUUAAUCAACGAAUAACAAUCA
Sclerotinia trifoliorum is the source of this 2081-nucleotide messenger RNA. The record is from the annotation of a GenBank genome assembly. NCBI's taxonomy places the organism in Eukaryota, Fungi, Ascomycota, Leotiomycetes, Helotiales, Sclerotiniaceae.